GUUUUCUGCUGCUUGCUACCCCCUUCCCCAUACAUUAUGUUGUUUUUAUCAUUAUUUUAUUUUAAUUAUUAUUUUUUAGAAGCAGACUUAUCUUCAAGAAUAUAUUUUACUGCAGGUGACUUUCGUUUUUAUCUAGAUAACAACUAUGAUUGAUUCUACGAAGAGGAUAUUACUUAUUUUACAAUCUGCUCCAAUCAAUUAAAGCUGCUAUCAAAUACAUUGAUCACUAUCCUAUCUAUCUUUUAUUAUAUCACAACUUUUCCUUUCAGUAUUAUCAUAACAAUUAUUAUUGUUGUUGUUGUUUAGGUAAUUACAAAUGAAGGUCAAUUCUAAACAAGUGAUGGCAAUUAUGGCUUUAAUUCUGUCAAUAGACCAAACACCACUGUAAUUGUUGCCACCUAUUUAAAGUAAAAAAAACAGUUUCCUGAUAAUAUCAUGCAUUUAAACUUACUGGAAAUAAAGAAACCUGACCAAGUGUAUGUGGUAUUAUAUUUUCUUUUCUGUUUGAAGGACAUUUCUUAAGGUUUGAGACAAUACUUAGUUGGCUGUUGGCUAACUGCAGUGAGCAAUAGAUUACUUACCCACGGAGAUAGACCGUUUAUUUUCCCUCUAAAUGUUUCCGCUUCCGCUAUCUUUCCUCACGUCAUGUUAAAAGUCAGAAAGUGGUAAUCACAAAAGACAAGAAGACAAAGUGCGAUGAGAAAUUAAUUCUGUCAUUAAAAUAUCGAAAUUGAUUCUCAUCUCCAAGAUCCAAAUGGAACUGCCCGACCAGUUUUACAACAAGGCGCAGUACAUUGAAACGGCCUCCGGAAACAAAGUGAGCCGCCAGUCAGUGCUUUGUGGGAGCCAGAAUAUUGUGCUCAAUGGAAAGACAAUCAUCAUGGCAGACUGUAUUAUCCGGGGAGACCUAGCUAAUGUCAGGAUAGGCAGACAUAGUGUGAUAAGUAGCAGGGCUGUGAUAAGACCUCCUUUCAAAAAGUUUUCAAAGGGUGUUGCAUUCUUUCCACUUCACAUUGGAGACCAUGUAUUUAUAGAUGAGGAUUCUGUCAUAAAUGCUGCACAGAUUGGGUCAUAUGUACACAUAGGAAAGAACUGUGUCAUUGGAAGACGAUGUGUGCUCAAAGACUGCUGUGCCAUAGCUGACAAUACUGUGCUUCCUCCAGAGACAGUGGUGCCACCUUUUACAUACUUUUCAGGAUCUCCAGGUCUUUUUGCUGGUGAGUUACCUGAAUGUACACAAGAAAUGAUGAUAGAUGUCACCAAAAGUUACUACCAACAUUUUCUGCCUCUACAAAGCUAGUACCACUGGGACUGAUAGAUAAACUAUGUGUUAGCUCACUCCAUUCCCACAGUAAUGGUGCUUGUGUGAAGUCAGAUUCAUUGGCUACCAUAUGAACAAUGAAAUGAUAUCCCUGUUUAGGUAUCAGCAUUUCCUUUUCAAAUGUGUAGAUCUAUAGUUAAUGAUGUUAUUGUCAGUAGUGAUAACAUCCAUCUCUUAUAAUGAAAUGGUAUAUGUAUAGGACUAUAUUGAGCUGGUAACUGAGUCGUGGCCCCAGAUCUGCCACAGUUGUAUUUAUUAAGGUUUUUUCAUUUAUUAUUUAUUGCUGAUAUUGGUUAUCAGUGACAUAACUUGUCAUUGUUUUAUUUUGCAAUGUAUGCAUGUUAGUUUUCAGUUAUGUCAGUGUCUUUUUUUAAGUAGGCCAUUUUGAAAUUAAUUGAAACUUGUAAUAUGUUGUGUUCAGCAAACAAGUUUUUGUUUUGUAAUUAUCAUUUCUGUCAGCACAUUAAUGCUGUGUUCUGACAACUAGAAUUGAUGUACAUAAAGCUUAUGUAAAAAACA
Messenger RNA from Lingula anatina, 1840 nucleotides. RefSeq names its product dynactin subunit 5. NCBI's taxonomy places the organism in Eukaryota, Metazoa, Brachiopoda, Lingulata, Lingulida, Lingulidae. Gene Ontology annotation, cellular component: dynactin complex. The record is from RefSeq and is a predicted model, not a curated record.